ACACAUCAUAAUAGUGAAAAUGUAAAUUUAAUUGUUUGAUAUAUAAGUAAGUAAAAUUAAGUAAUAAAAUUAACAUGGAGUAUGACAAAGGUCUUGUCCCAUGUCCAAUUUGUUCGAAAGAAUUUACAAAGUCAAGCAUAGAAACUCAUGCAUCUAAAUGUUUGUUUUUCAAUGAAUCAACAAGUAGCAAUAGCAGUCAAAAAUUCAGUCAAUCACCUACUGUUAAUAAAAAAUCUAAACAAACAUUUUUUCAAGGAAGUCAAAAGGCUUCAUCUUCAUCAACAAAUAAAAAUCACAAUUUCAUUAACAAUGAUGUCAUUAACAAACCUGGUGUCAGUCAAACAAUAAAAUUAGCUGAUAAUAAUCAAAAAAAUAUUCAAAAAAAUACAGUACCUUUGGCUGAACGAAUGAGACCAAAUACUUUAGAAAAUUAUGUUGGACAAGUUCAUGCUCUUGGUAAAGAAAGUAUGCUUCUUCAGUUAUUUAUGAAAUAUGAAAUUCCAAAUAUUAUUAUCUGGGGACCACCAGGUUGUGGUAAGACUUCUCUUGCAAAUGUAAUAGCCAAUAUCUGCAAGCAAUGUCCAUCUGGUAAAUUACGUUAUGUAAAAUUAUCAGCAGCAAUGUGUGGAGUUGCUGAAGUUAAAGAAUCAGCAAAUAUUGCAGCUAAUGAUUUAAAAUUUGGUCGUAAAACAGUGAUAUUUAUGGAUGAAAUUCAUCGUUUUAAUAAAGCACAACAAGAUAUAUUUCUUCCACAUAUUGAAGCUGGUACAAUAACACUAGUUGGUGCUACAACUGAAAAUCCAUCAUUUAGUUUAAAUUCAGCAUUAUUAAGUCGUUGUCGAGUUAUUGUUUUAGAAAAAUUAACAACAAAUAAUUUGAAAAAUAUAUUAACUCGUGCUGUAGCAUCAUUAAAUGGAAUAAUUAACAAUGGCUUGAAUACUAAAGACAUAAAAUUAGAUAAUGAUAAUUUACCAAAAUUUAUAAUUGAUGAAAGAACAAUUGAUUUUCUUGCUGAAACUUGUGAUGGUGAUGCUAGAAUAGCACUUGGUGGUCUUGAAUUAACUGUACAAUCAAAAACUCCUCAUGAAGAUGAAUUGUCAUGUCAAGAAGCAAGUUCAAUAACACUUGAAGAUGUUAAAGAUAAUUUAAAAAAAACACAUAUGUUGUAUGACAGAAAUGGUGAACAACAUUAUGAUAUAAUAUCAGCAUUUCAUAAAUCAAUAAGAGCUAGUGAAGAAAAUGCUGCAUUAUAUUGGUUAGCAAGAAUGAUGGCUGGUGGUGAAGAUCCAGUUUAUAUUGCAAGACGUAUGGUAAGAAUGGCAAGUGAAGAUAUUGGCUUAGAAGAUCCAAAAGCAUUGAGUAUUGCUGUACAAACAAUGCAAGCAUGUAAAAUGAUUGGAAUGCCUGAUUGUGAUGUUAAUUUAUCACAGUGUGCUACUUAUUUAGCAAGAGCACCAAAAUCAAGACUAAUGGAAGAUUCUUUGAGAGCUGCACAACGACUUGUUGCUGAACAUAAAGGACCACAACCUUCUGUUCCAUUACAUCUUAGAAAUGCACCGACAAAACUCAUGUCUGAUCUUGGAUACGGUAAAGGAUAUAAUAUGAAACAUCACAGUGUAUCUCAGCUGACGUAUUUACCAGAAGGACUAGAACAUGUUUCUUUUUUUUGAUCCUUAAAAUAUUCAGAACGUAUGUACUUGAACAUAUUGAAGGCACCAUAGAUAAUCAUGAAAAUUAAACAAAGUGAAACAGCAACAACCCAAUUUAU
Molecule: messenger RNA, 1768 nt
Organism: Aphidius gifuensis
Lineage: Eukaryota; Metazoa; Arthropoda; Insecta; Hymenoptera; Braconidae
Product: ATPase WRNIP1-like
Exons: 3
Coding region: 75-1670 (531 amino acids)
Biological process (GO): DNA-templated DNA replication; regulation of DNA repair
Cellular component (GO): nucleus
Molecular function (GO): ATP binding; ATP hydrolysis activity; DNA binding
Source: RefSeq, a predicted model, not a curated record